AUGACUUCGCUAAGUGAAUUGAUGAAGUUCGGAAAAGAACUAGGGUUAACGGGAGAAAACUUGCAAGAAUUCGUAAGAGAAGAGCAAAGCAAAGAGCGUGAAAGACUAAGAUUACGAGUGCAAAGUGACGAGAGUGAGACGUAUGAAGUAAAAGCUGAUGUUUUUAAACCAGCACUUCCGAAACUGCCUGUGUUCAAUGAGGCUAAUGACAGUAUAGACGCGUAUAUACUCCGGUUCGAAAGACUAGCAACAAGCGCCGGAUGGGACCAAGACGUUUGGGCGGUCAGCUUAGCCUCCUUGUUGCAAGGGAAAGCGCUCGAGACGUACCAGCAUCUUUCGCCAGUGGAAGCGCGCGACUUCGAGCGAGUGAAAGAAGCGCUGCUCAGGUGUUUCCAAUGCACGGCCGAGGGCUAUAGGCUAAGAUUCCGUAAUUCGAAAUUCCAUAAAAAUGAAACCGCUUCGCAAUUUGCCAACAGACUAAAGAACAAUUUAACAAGAUGGGUCGAACUUGCAGGUUGUGAACAAACCUAUGUUGAUGUAUUUGAUCUUAUGCUCACUGAACAAUUCUUGAAUGCGUGCGAUAAAAGCAUGGUGCUAUUCUUAAAGGAGCAUGAUUUUAAAACAUUUAAUGAGAUGAUAAAAUUUGCAGAAUUGUAUAUGGAAGCGCAUGUAAAUUAUGGUAGGAAAGAUAGAGAGGGUCAUGAGAGGAACGCGACAGGUCAUGGGAGUGAGAGUGCAAAUAGCAGCUCUACGUCAGGAGUGAAUAGGGGCGAGGAAAGGAUGAAAGGCGGAGCGCGUGCUUGUUUCGUGUGUGGACGAGGUAAUCACCUUGCCAAGGAUUGCUAUAACAGGUUCGGAGGAUCAAAGUACAAAGAUUGUAAGAUAAUCAAAUCGAAUGUUGAAAAAGCGGCAAUGGCUAAUCAUGGUGAUAAGUUGAUGAUUGCAAGAGGUAAAGUGGAAGGUGUGAGAGUUGACGUGUUUCGUGAUCCUGGAUGUACGACAUUGCUAGUGAAAGAUAGUUUGGUGCCUAGAAGCAAGUUCACGGGUAGAAUGGUUGACAUAAGGAUGGCCAAUAAUAUGGUGUUUAAGUAUCCAGAGGCUUUUAUCUAUGUCGAUACUCCGUUCUUUACUGGUAAUUCAUUAGCUGCUUGUCUGCCAGAUCCUAUAUAUGAGUUGGUGAUCGGGGCGAUUGAGGGAUCGACUGAUGGAGGAAUGAAUGUGCAGUCUAAGAAAGUAUUCAGUGGUAAGUCCGAGGGUGAGUCGCACAGUUUCGUGGUGAAGCGCGGCGCGUUAUACCGGCGCGUUCAAAAGGCGCAGCAGGUGACUGAGCAGUUGGUGGUGCCGGAGUCGUUUCGGGACGCGGUGAUCGGGCUGGCCCACGACUCUCUCAUGGGAGGGCAUCUCGGGAUAAAAAAGACCAAGGCGCGGAUUCAAAGCAACUUUUUCUGGCCUGGAAUGUGCGUAGAGAUAGCACGGUAUUGCAGGUCCUGUGACGUAUGUCAACGCACGGUCGACAAGGGACGUGUCAGCAGAGUCAAGAUGGGGAGAGUGCCGCUUAUUCAGGAGCCUUUUCAACGAGUCGCCGUGGAUAUAGUAGGUCCGAUAGAGCCUCGGGCGAAUGAUGGAUCGCGGUAUAUUCUUACAAUUGUUGAUUACGCGACGCGUUACCCGGAAGCAAUCGCUUUGAAAAAUAUUGACACGUGCACAGUUGCAGAAGCUGUACUUUCGGUUUUCAGUCGUGUUGGUAUCCCGAAAGAAGUAAUGUCGGACAGGGGUAGCCAGUUUACAUCAGAUAUGAUGAAGGAAUUUAAUCGUUUGCUGUCUAUAAGGAGUCUAACAACCACACCGUACCAUGCGAUGAGUAAUGGUCUGGUUGAAAGGUUCAAUGGCGUUUUAAAAAAGAUGUUGAAGCGUAUGUGCCAAGAGCAACCGAAAAUGUGGCCACGAUUUAUAGAUCCGCUUCUAUUUUCGUAUCGCGAAGUUCCGCAAGCAAGCACGAAGUUUUCGCCGUUUGAACUUGUCUACGGCCAUUCAGUGCGCGGGCCACUCGCCUUGUUACGCGAGCUGUGGGAGGGCGAUCGAGAGGCAAUCGAGGACGACACGCGGACCACAUACGAGUACGUGAUUAAUCUGAGGGAAAGGUUGCAAGAGACGUGUAAAUUAGCGCAGGAGGAAUUGGAAAAAGCUGGAGAUAGUUACCAGUACUAUUAUGACAAGCAUGCGCGCGAGAGGGAGGUGAAUGUCGGAGAUAAAGUGUUACUCCUACUUCCCACUAGUCAUAAUAAACUCCUUUUGCAGUGGCAAGGACCAUUCGAGGUCGUUAAGAAGGCCAACCGAUAUAACUACGUGUUGGAUGUAAAUGGUACAGAACGUAAGUACCAUAUCAACAUGAUCAAGCGUUAUCAUGAGCGGUUCGUCAGAGAAGGCGACAGUAAGCGUAGUAAAGAUAUGGAACGCAGCAAUGCAACAUGCGAUGUUGAUGUAAUGCGUGGCGUAAUCGGUGGUAAGAGUAACGUUGAUGAGAGUAGUGAACAAGAGAAUGAAGAUGAUUCAGUCCUUGCUUGUGUGGCAGUAGUUAGCGAAGAUCACGACGAGGGUGGCGAAUUAAUUACCGUCCCAAGCUAUGUACAGGAGGAAGACGCGAGUAACGUAAGAGUAAAUGAGGAAUUGAGCGCGGAACAGAAGCGCGAUGUGGCGAACGCGUUGUCGAAGUUUAGUUCGGAAUAUCGACGCUGA
Molecule: messenger RNA, 2736 nt
Organism: Penaeus monodon (black tiger shrimp)
Lineage: Eukaryota; Metazoa; Arthropoda; Malacostraca; Decapoda; Penaeidae
Exons: 3
Coding region: 1-2736 (911 amino acids)
Biological process (GO): DNA integration
Molecular function (GO): nucleic acid binding; zinc ion binding
Source: RefSeq, a predicted model, not a curated record